Molecule: messenger RNA, 441 nt
Organism: Sphenostylis stenocarpa
Lineage: Eukaryota; Viridiplantae; Streptophyta; Magnoliopsida; Fabales; Fabaceae
Source: the annotation of a GenBank genome assembly
AUGGGGAAAGACUCAAAGCCGAAAGAAUCAGGAGGGAAGGGGAAGGGGAAGCAGGCUGCUAGUGGAAGUGAUGAGAAUGCUUCUAAGGGAAAAGGAAAAGGUGGGAAAGGUGGAGAUGGGCUUGGUACUUGCACUUACGUUAAAGCUAGGCAUAUCUUAUGUGAGAAACAAGGUAAGAUCAAUGAAGCCUACAAGAAGCUGCAGGAUGGUUGGCUCAGCAACGGAGAUAAGGUACCACCAGCUGAGUUUGCAAAGGUAGCUCAAGAGUAUUCUGAAUGUCCUUCGGGAAAGAAGGGGGGAGACCUUGGAUGGUUUCCCCGAGGAAAGAUGGCUGGGCCAUUUCAGGAUGUUGCCUUCAGCACACCUGUUGGCGCCACUAGUGCUCCUUUCAAAUCAACGCAUGGCUACCAUAUCAUCUUAAGUGAAGGAAGAAAGAACUGA